AUGGGAGCGGUAGUGAAAGGCUACUUUAGCCACGGUGAUCUGAGGCGGGAAAGAGAACAUUUGCGCUCAGAUUUGAAUGAUAGGAAGGAGAUGGCUAUGCAAAAAUCUAUAGGGGAGAGCUCUAAGGCGAGGAAUAUCAUAUGCAAAGACCCUGAGUCAAGAAGCAACUUGGAACCAUAUCCCAAUGCAGAGACCAUGCGGUGUUCCAUCAGGCGCUACUUCAUAACCUCACUGGGCAUCAUAUUCCUGUGGUUUUUCAUCACUUUGAGAGUCCCCAGCAAGAUGGAAGAUAACAAAAAAGUGAUGGCUAUCAAACACCAAGUAGCAACUCUUGCUGUCACAUGGCUGACAGUGGGGAUCUCUUCCAUACAACGACCAGACAGAAGCAGCCUCUCAAACACACUGAUCUCCCUGUUCCGUGCUUCCUCUAGAGCUGAGAAGAAACAUUUCACAGUUCUGGUCCAUCUGGCAGAUUCUGACCUCACCUGGCUCAGAGAAACCAUUGAACAUAUUUCAAGCCUCUUCAGUUCACAGAUCUUGGCAGGGCAGUUGUUACUGAUCCAUGCUCCGUCUGAUGCUUACCCCACUGUGGAUGGUAUCAGGGACGAUGCCUAUCAUGGGGUAUUCUAUCCCAAGCAGAAUGUGGAUCAUGCCUUUCUCAUGAGCUUUGCCACAAACCUCUCUGAUUACUUCCUGUUAAUAGAGGACAAUGUCUUUUGUGCCCCCAACUUUGUCACCCACAUUCAUUGGAAGGUGACCACCAUGAAGUCCAACUCAUGGGCACUACUAGAAUUCUCUAAUAUGGGCUUCCUUGGCAAACUCUUCCACAGCAGGGACCUCCCACUCCUGGCCCAUUUCAUCCUCCUCUUUUAUGAGGAGAAACCCCUUGACAGGCUGAUCCCUCAUUUUCGUACCCUCCUGGUCCAGGAAAAAACAAUCCUUUGCAGACCUUUUCUCUUCUACCACAGGGUCUUCUCCUCCACCUUUGGUGAUAAACAGAAGGCCAAAGCAGUGAAGAAAAAGGACCCUGACAGUCCUCACAACCCACCUGGAACCAUUUUCACUGAUAUGAAGGUUUUUGAUAUCCACUUCCCUUGGGAGGCCUACACUCUGGAUGAGACAUUCUUUUGGACAUACAAUGUUAGUGUUGGGAACCACCUGACAGUGAUUUUGAACUAUCCAGUGAACUUGAGAAGAGUGCAAGUGAUGACAGGCUCUAUCAUAGGUGGGGAAUAUGCCCUUGAGAAGGGGCAAGUGGAGUUGGGCUAUGACCCUGAGGGGAUGCCCCAACACUGUACCAGCUUCACCAUUCUGGACCAUCUCUUAGAAGGACAGAUGGAUCGAGAGAUAGCACUGAAACAUAUGGGGUCCAGCGUGAGCUGUGUGAGGCUGGUGGUGAAAGCCAGUCAAAUUGGUGGUCUCAUGAUCAGGCAUAUCUACCUCUGGGAGGAAAAGCCAAAAAUAAGCCCAGAGUUGAAGAUAAAUCAAUAA
Messenger RNA from Choloepus didactylus (southern two-toed sloth), 1491 nucleotides. RefSeq names its product alpha-1,3-mannosyl-glycoprotein 4-beta-N-acetylglucosaminyltransferase-like protein MGAT4E. The record is from RefSeq and is a predicted model, not a curated record. NCBI's taxonomy places the organism in Eukaryota, Metazoa, Chordata, Mammalia, Pilosa, Megalonychidae. The transcript is spliced from 3 exons. The coding region runs from base 1 to 1491 and encodes 496 amino acids. Gene Ontology annotation, molecular function: acetylglucosaminyltransferase activity. Gene Ontology annotation, biological process: protein N-linked glycosylation.